UGGUGAGCACAGUACAAACACAGAUUUACCGAUACUCAGCUGAUGGGACUUUUUCUCCUCAUUAUAUGUUUCAUUGUAUGCAUUUGGCCUUCGAGCAGAUAGGAGUUUCACCGGGAUCUGCGAUAAAAGAAGCAGCUGAAUCCUGAUGUCUGAACCUACAUACUGGUUUGUGGUUCUUUUCCUUGGGACACUUACGCCACGUCUGCAAUCAGCAGUGGUUGUGGAGCGGAGAGAUGCAUUCCAGCUGUUGCGGAAUGUCCGAAAUCGCAGGGCAAAUUACUUUCUGGAGGAGAUUACGCCGGGGGAUCUUGAGCGGGAAUGCUAUGAGGAGCUGUGCUCUCAGGAGGAGGCUGCAGAGAUCUUUCAGAGCAAAGAGAAAACGCUGGAGUUUUGGUAUCGAUACCAAAGGUCGGAGCAGUGCAGAGAUAACCCCUGUUUAAAUGGUGGGGUCUGCAGUGUGGAUCAGAGCGGUUCUGUUUGUGUUUGUCCGCCGCGCUACACCGGACCACACUGUGAAACAGAGGUGUUUGAGUGCGAGUACAAGAACGGAGGGUGUUUACACUACUGCAGUAACUCCGCCCCCACUCGCACGAGCGUCACCUGCAGCUGUGCCGAAGGAUACAAACUGGAGCCCGAUGGAAAGAGCUGCCAAGAGACAGCAAAGUAUCCCUGUGGAAAGCAGUGGCGUCACGGCUCAAUGCUCCGCUCCUUACUGGACGAUGUUGACCACACCCCCCCACCCUCAAACCACACCCACCUGGAGAAUGUUUCUUACUCUGGACUCAAUGACUCGGAUGACUCGGGGACACGGAUUGUAGGAGGUCAGCUGCAGCCACAGGGUGGGAGUCCCUGGCAGGUUCUGCUACGCAAGAAGGAUGAAAAUGGGUUCUGUGGAGGAACUCUGAUCAGCCCACGCUGGGUCAUCACAGCCGCUCACUGUCUGCAGGAAACACCUGACCAUGUGACCAUCGGUGAUUAUGACAAGUUGCGUCCAGAUGAAGGUGAGCAGCAGAUUAGAGUGGAGAAAGUCGUGGUCCAUCCUCAUUUCCACGAGUUCACAUUCGACAGUGACAUAGCACUGCUGUACCUGUCCCAGCCUGCGGAGUUCAGCACCGUGGUCUCACCUGCCUGCCUGCCCAAUGCUCACCUGGCCCAGGUGCUGAUGAUGGAGAAUCAGCGCGGCCUGGUGACCGGCUGGGGCGCCACGAGUUACCUGGGCCGCUCCUCGCGCUUCCUGCGGAAGGUGGUGCUGCCGGUGAUUGGCCAGGAGGAGUGUAUGAGGUCCACCGAGCAGGUCGUCACCGACAACAUGUUCUGCGCCGGGUUCCUCCAGGCGGAGAUGGACGCGUGCACCGGGGACAGCGGGGGGCCGUUCGUGGUGAACUACAGGGGCACCUGGUUCCUCACAGGGAUCGUCAGCUGGGGCGAGAAGUGCGCCGCAGAAGGAAAAUACGGCGUUUAUACGCGAUUCAGCAACUUCCUGCAGUGGAUACACGACGAGAUGAAGAAGCAGGAAGAGAUCGUCAGACAGAACACAACAGCCACCAACAGUCCAAAAACCCUGCAGUGAUUCCUGAUCAUAUUUAAUUAUUGAGAUAAAACUCAACUUUUUUAAUGUGUUAAGAGAAACGUCCACCAAUUGUCUGCAUAAAUAAAUGGCUAAGAUGUAAACAAA
This is a messenger RNA of Colossoma macropomum (tambaqui), 1675 nucleotides long. RefSeq names its product coagulation factor IX. The transcript has 9 exons. Gene Ontology annotation, cellular component: extracellular region. The coding region runs from base 146 to 1570 and encodes 474 amino acids. NCBI's taxonomy places the organism in Eukaryota, Metazoa, Chordata, Actinopteri, Characiformes, Serrasalmidae. The record is from RefSeq and is a predicted model, not a curated record. Gene Ontology annotation, molecular function: serine-type endopeptidase activity; calcium ion binding. Gene Ontology annotation, biological process: blood coagulation; proteolysis.